AUGGAUAAACUUUCACCACUGACUCCUGUAUCACCUAGAAUUUCCUUCAAAUCUUCACUUCAACAUCUGGACUUAGAAUGGACUGUCCAAAACCUUCCACAUCACCAGGAACUAAAAAUGAUAUUUCUGAUAGAAAUCAGUAGAAUUAGAACAUCCAAUAUCAUCUGGGUGGGGAAUUACAGCACCACUGUGAAGUGGAACCAAGUCAUCCACUGGAGCUGGAAAUCCGAGUUGCCUUUAGAAUGCGCCACACACUUCGUAAGAAUAAAGAGUAUGGUGGACAAUGGCAUGCCGCCCGAGCUGAGUUCCUGGAGUGAGUGGAGUUCGUGGGAGGAAGUUCAUGCUCAAAAUCCUCUUGAACCUAAUGCAUUGUUUGUAUUCCCUAAACGGAAACUGGUGGAAGAGGGUGCCAAUGUUACUAUUUGCUCUAUUUUUGGGAGCAAUCUAAAAGAUAUAUUCUGUUAUUUGGAAGGUGAACUGAUUCAUGGAGAGCAACUUGACUCACAUAUACUGACAUUCGAAUUGAGUAAUGUUCCUUUUGUUAGAGUAUCAGGGAUGAAUUUCUACUGUGUGGAGAAGCCAACAAAUAUUACCGAUGGCAUUGUUCUCUUUGUCUCAAAAGUUCUUGAGGAGCCCAAGGAUUUUUCCUGUGAGACCCGGGACUUCAAGACUUUGAGCUGUACAUGGAGUCCCGGGGUGGACACUGGCUUAGGUUGGUCUAUGCAACCUUCCCAAAGCUACACUUUAGUUGAAUCAGUCUCUAGGGAAAGGAAACAUUGUGAGCACAAAAAUGUAUGCAAUUGGAAAAUCACUCAAGAAUUGCAAGAAAUAUAUAAUUUCACUCUCAUAGCUGAAAAUCACCUAAGGAAAAGGAGUGUCAAUAUUUUUUUUAACUUGACUCAUCGAGUUCAUCCAUUGGCUCCCUAUAAUGUCAGCCUUGAAAGUAUAGAAGCCACACAAGCCACAUUAAGAUGGAAAGUGCUCUACCAUGGAAAUCGUUACUCACUUUUGUGUCAGGUUGAACUUGAAGGUGAAGGAAAAGUGAUACAACAGUCCAAUGUGUCCGUUAAGGUGAGCGGUGAGGAAAUCUUCAGUGAACUGGUGCCUGAUACCGAGUACCAGGCCUGCAUCCGAUGUGCAGGUGCAGGCCACUUCUGGAAGUGGAGCGAAUGGAAUUGUCAGAAGUUCAGCACAUCUGAGGCAGCUCCCUCGGAGGCUCUCGCUGUCUGGAGCACAGUGAGGGAAGAGAAUGGCAGUUGUAUUGUGAACUUAUUCUGGAAGCCAUUGUCAAAACUUCACGCCAAAGGCAAGAUCCUACACUAUAAUAUAAUUACAGAAAAUCUAGACAAACCACACAGGGUAAAACUGUACUCCGCUUCAGGACUAGCUAAUGACAUGAAACUAACCCUAGACCAGUGUGCUUACCAAAUUAAUGUCACAGCCAGCAACAGUGCAGGCCAGUCCCCUGCAUCUGUCAUUGCCAUCUCUGGAGACUCUGGGAAAGAAGUUGAAGAGGAAAGAAUUCAACGUACAGAGGAUGGAUUCUUUGUGUCCUGGAAACCUCUAUCUGCAGACAACAUCAUAGGCUAUGUUGUGGGCUGGUGUGUGCGUCUCCAGGACCCACUCUGUGAUUUGCAGUGGAAGAACAUAGGACCCAAUACCACAAGUACAGUCAUCAGCUCAGAUGCUUUCAGACCAGGGAUUCGAUAUGACUUCAGAGUUUAUGGAAUAUCUACAGGACGGGUUGCUUCUUUAAUAGAGAAAAGAACAGGAUACUACCGGGAACUGACUCCUUCAAUGAACCCUCGAGUGACCGUGAAAAACUUGACCUCCCACUCCUUUGUUCUGAGCUGGACGGAUUACUCCACAAAUGACCAGUCAGGUUUUAUUCAAGGGUACCAUGUCUCUCUGAAAUCCAAAAACAGACAGUGCCAACCAGGAUUUGAAAAGGCGGUUUGUUCAGAUGAUUCGGUAUGUUGCAAAUACAACAUCAAAAACCCAGAACAAAAGACAUUCACUGUGGAAAACCUCCAGCCAGAAUCCCACUAUGAGUUUUUGGUCACAUCCUAUACGCGUGUUGGAGAAGGCCCCAAUGGAACAUUCACGGCAGUCACCACUCCAGAUGAACUCUCCUACACGUUGGUACAGAUCAUACUGCCCAUGAUUUUCAGUGUCUUGCUCAUCAUUUCUGUGUGUUACUGGAAAAGUCAGUGGGUGAAGGAGAAGUGUUACCCAGAAAUCCCAGAUCCUAACAAGAGCAGCAUCUUGUCACUGAUAAAAUCCAAGGAAAACCCUCAUUUAACAAUAAUGAAUGUCAAAGACUGCAUUCCAGAUGCUCUUGAAGUUAUAAACAAGCCAGAAAGCACCAAGGCACAAGUCAUGGGUACUGAGAAGCCAUUCUUGGCGGAGAGUGAAUUAACUGCCUACCUUUAUCCCUUGCAAAAAGAGCACUCAGGCCCUGGGCCCUGGAUCUGUUUCGAGAACUUUACUUACAAUCAGUCAGCUUCUGACGCUGGUUUGUGUGGUCACAUUCCAGUACCCUCAAAAGACCUACCGUGGCAACAAGGACUGUUGACCCAACCUGACAACUUACUAAAUGUGUUAGAAGGAAACUGUGAGCAACCUCUGAGAGAAAUCCCAGCUGGAGAAGCAAGUUUGAAUUAUGUGUCUCAACUGGCAUCACCCCUGUAUGGAGACAAGGACAGUUUUUCAAACAAUCCAACCACAACCAUGCCAGAGCCCUGUUCAGACUAUAAAAUGCAAAUGGCGGUGCCAGCAUGCCUUGCCUCGCCUCUCCCAAGCAAAGAGAGCAGCUUGUCCUCAGUGGUCCUUUUAGAUCAAGGUGAACACUAUCAUUAACAGGAUCUACCCCACACAGACACUGCGAGUAGCAUGCUUGGCACCAUGUUGCACCACAGGCUUUGGUCCUUUAUCCCAGUGAGCAGUCUCUGCUUGCUGGUCUGAUUUAUAUAAGAACACUGCAGUCUGGCUAGAUUAAACACUAGAACUAUGGGGCUCAGCAUUCCCUCUGGUAGGCUUACUUCAGAAAUAGUAGAUAAUGGGAACAUGCUGGCCUUGUUGCUGCUUAUUCCAGGCUCACCCUUAGCACAGUCUACUUUAACUUGACAGAAGGUUAGACAUAGCCUAACCUUCCACAGUACGGAAUGGGCAUAGCCACUAUUCAGGCCUUGCCCUCUCUGUACUGUGGAAGGGAGCUGUGGUCCUAGAAGCUCCAUUUCCCAUGAAAAAGAGUGUCAUUAAAUUUUACUCUGAUAUUUAAUAUCUUUAGGGUAAAGCAAUUGUGUUAAAUAUUUAAUAGGGACCACAAAAAGAUUUAUUACUGGAACAUACAUUGUCAACUCAAAUUUACUGUGUUUAAUGAAAAAGUUACAAACGUUGGACACUAACAGAUAUUAGACUUGGUUAGAAAUUAAGAAUUUCUAGUUUGUUGAGUCAUUAACAUUAACUUUCAUUAUUGAUUUUCAUUGUUAUUAUAAAGGGUUACUGUUUCAUAAGUCAGGUAAAUGAGUACAUUUCUUUUUGGACAAUGUCACCACUUCCUUGGCUCUCUCCCAGAUUUUUCCCUUCCAUCUCUGCAAAACUAACUCUUGAGGCACAGAUCUAACCUAAAAAGUAAGAUCUAUGGAUGAAACAAUAAGAUCUUCAUAAUUCUUACGUGUAACUUACUGUGGUAAGACAAUAAGAUUAAUUUUCAACUACCUCAGAAUAGAAAAGGAAAAAGUAUCACUAAGUAUUUCCAUUGACAUUUUAUUGUUCCCAUUUUUGUUCAAGAGCUCUAUAUGAACGACCCAUUUCCACUUAGCACCCUUUGGACUCCACAGUAGGUUGUCUGGGUCAAGGAAAUUCUCUCCAUUUACAUUCUUAUUGUGCUAAACUAAUAAGUCAACUGAAACCUCAUUGUUGGCUGUAACUUGAGACACAACUUUGAAAAGUUUCAUGGAGUGAGAAAUUUUUGUUGGCUCUAGAGAAACUAUCUCUUGAAAUUACACUUGGUCCUCCGUAUAUGAGGAUUCUCACCCCAAGAUUAGUAAUGUUUGCCUUUGCAUUAUUUUAGGUAUUAGAGAUGACAUGGUAUAUAGAAGGAUACACAUAGGUUUUUUGCAAAUAUUACAUAAACAUGAAGAUUUAGGUUUGGAAAUGGGUAACUGCAGUAGACACCACCGUGGGAUGACUGCAUAUGCAAAAUACUGGGUAGAUACAGAAUAGGUUUUAACACAUGUAAUUCCUUACUCUUCCCAUCAGCCCAUCCCUAAUGUUUGUUACAUUUUAUAAAACAAAUGGUUUAAGGCCCCCAACUUCUAAGUGUUCUUCUCAUUAACACAAGGACAGACAUCCCAACAAAGCGAAAUAUGCAGCUUCUGUGAGAAGCUGCUCCUGUGUUCAUCCUCGCAUCAAUGGCCGUCCCUUCACCUCUGUCCACAGACGCAGAACCGAUUUCCCCCACACACAUCCCGACUCCUUGGAAAGCUGAGGAGUAUCUGAAGCUCAGGAUGCAAAUGACAAAGUAGAGCGCUCAGAAUUUGUGGGCCUGAAAACAUUUGUUUUAAGGUUUCUUUCAUUUUGCCAGCUGCUGUGUGUGGUAGAAAUGACUCUGAUUAUGCAUGUAGCUCUGCUACUACCUAAUGUUACCCUACAGAAAUUAUCCACAGCAGAAUAUACCUACACAAAGCAGUAGUUUUGUUCAAACUUUUCAGCCUCUUCUUCACAGCCUUUUGUUGAAAAAAAUAACAUCGCACAAAGCAGUGUUUCCUUUGGUUUGAUAGUUGUGAAAAGACUUUUGCUCAGUAUUGAAAUCACACAUCCUCCUUUGUUAAUUAUGUUUUUCAUUUGAAACGUACCCAGAAAAUGCCAAUGGCACUGAUUUGUGUAUGUAUUCUUCCAUUUAGGUUUGGUUUAAAAAAUAAUCCAUAGUCUUGACACUCUUUUACUGUUGCAGAAAGUCUUAAUUAAAACAUUUCACCAUCACA
Molecule: messenger RNA, 4988 nt
Organism: Dipodomys ordii (Ord's kangaroo rat)
Lineage: Eukaryota; Metazoa; Chordata; Mammalia; Rodentia; Heteromyidae
Gene: Osmr
Product: oncostatin M receptor
Exons: 16
Coding region: 1-2859 (952 amino acids)
Biological process (GO): positive regulation of cell population proliferation; cytokine-mediated signaling pathway
Cellular component (GO): membrane; external side of plasma membrane; signaling receptor complex
Molecular function (GO): oncostatin-M receptor activity; cytokine binding; ciliary neurotrophic factor receptor binding
Source: RefSeq, a predicted model, not a curated record